This is a messenger RNA of Crotalus tigris (Tiger rattlesnake), 1883 nucleotides long. Its product is annotated as free fatty acid receptor 3-like. Gene Ontology annotation, cellular component: plasma membrane. Lineage: Eukaryota; Metazoa; Chordata; Lepidosauria; Squamata; Viperidae. Gene Ontology annotation, molecular function: G protein-coupled receptor activity. The transcript has 2 exons. Gene Ontology annotation, biological process: cellular response to fatty acid; G protein-coupled receptor signaling pathway. The record is from RefSeq and is a predicted model, not a curated record. The coding region runs from base 240 to 1211 and encodes 323 amino acids.
GCGACUCGGGAGCCCUUUCAGACGGUCGCGCCCAUCGACUCUGGCGCUGUCCCUCCGGAGGAAAAUGAGAUUUCAGGGUCCCCAGAGCCGCGAAAGAACCCCAGGCAGAGAAGAACGGUGAGAUCUUCGCCGAAGAACCGGGGUGAAGCAGCCUGUGUACCCCCGCUGUGCUUUCUCCUCCUUUCAAAGCUCGCGGGGAGCCCCAUCAUUCCAGCCUAGAAAGGUGGAAACCUUCCAGCAUGACUUCCAACUCUGAAAACCGGAACACCUACAUUACAGUUUACAUGCUCACUGUCCUAAUUGGCUUCCCCACCAACCUGUUGGCCCUCUAUGCUUUCAUCCAGAAGAUUAGAGUCAAGGCCACACCCAACUGCAUCCUUCUCCUCAAUCUGACCAUUUCUGAUCUCUGCUUCCUGGUUUUCCUCCUCUUCAAGCUUGCAGAGCAGAUUGCUGGCCGCUGGGCCUUCCCCACUUUUCUGUGUCCCUUUAGUGGUCUUGUCUACUUCAGCACCAUCUAUUCUAGCACGCUCUUCCUCACUGCGGUAAGCGUGGAGCGCUAUCUGGGGGUAGCGUACCCCAUCCAUUACAAGCUGAGGCGUCAUACAGCCUAUGCCCUCAUUGCCAGCCUGAGCCUUUGGAUCUGCUCUUUUGGCCACUGCAGCAUUGUGUAUGUCACUGAGUUGAAACGGGAAAACUAUUCCCUACCAAGUGUGCCCUCCAGUAAUGUCUGUUACGACAAUUUCACAGAGAAGCAACUCCAGCUCCUGCUCCCUGUUCGCCUGGAGCUCAGCAUUGUACUUUUCCUAGUGCCAUCCCUGAUCACCUGCUUCUGCUAUUUUGGCUUUAUAAGAAUCGUGAUCUCUUCACCACACAUCUGCAGGAGCAAAAAGCAACGAUCUGUGGGGCUGGUAGCAGCCACUUUAACUAUCUUCAUUGUCUGUUUUACACCCUACAACAUCUCCCAUGUGGUGGGUUUUGUUGAGUGGAAAAGUCCCGACUGGAGGAUCAACGUCUUGCUUCUCAGCACCUUCAAUGCCUGCUUGGACCCCAUCAUCUUUUAUUUUUCUUCUUCCGCUGUGCAGCGUUCAUGCCGUAGCUUUUGGACCAGAAUAAAACAGAUUUGCACGUUGCCUCCUUUGCUCCAUAAGCUCUUCAAUAGAAGGAUUGAGAGGACAGGUCCUCAGGAGCAGGUGUGCUCUUCCCGGCUAUGACCUCCCGUUUCUUGGAAGAUUGUCUUUGUAGGUCAAGUGGGCUGGCAAAAACAGUUCUGGGAAUUUACUGACAUUUCCAGCCAGGCCUCCAGACUUGAAGCUUUCACGUUGUGAAUGUUGUUAAUUGUAAUUUUGGCAGCUUUGAGUUGGAGAAUCUUAGCCAGAUUUCUCAUCUCUUCGUUCUUGAAACUUAGAAAUAAUAUUGCACAACUGCUGCCCUCAUAGACUGAUUGAAAAUGGGUUUCAUUAAAGCAAACAAAGAAAAUGGUGAAAUAUGUUGAGAACUUCAAAUGUACAGUAUAUACUCAGGUACUCCAGGCCUAAUUGCGAAAUGAAUUUUGGAGUUGUUCCAUUCUAUAUUUGAGUCUUAAUGGUAUCCAAGAGAUUUUCCAUCUUCAUCUAACUGGAGAUACACAUAAUUUGCAAAAGAGCUUUUAUUUCAGCUAUGAUAUUGUUGCGAUUCUCAUGGCAAUAGACAAUGAAUUGAGAAUCUUGGGAAAUGCAGAACCUGAUGCCUGGAUAGCACUACACAAGACAAUAGCAUCAUCUAGGAACUAGGGAAGGUCCUUAUAUGAGAUAUCCUUGUUGUUACAUCUGGUAGAUAAUUAAAAAAAAAAAAACCACAAGAGGGCAUAUGUAGCAAGGACAUGAGAGGAAAAGAACAGUUUUGAA